AUGAAAGGCUUUGAAUCACUUUCUAAACCCUUAAAACCUCGAUCAGAAGUUAACGUACAUACAAUACAUCCAACACUUGAACAAAAACCACGUUCAAAAUAUAAUGUACCAGAUUGGUUUAAUCAUAAUUAUGCUAUUUCACACGAUGCAGAACGUAGUCGAAAUGUAUCACAUCAAGUACGACAAGAUGGUCGAAGAUUAAUCAAUGAAACAUAUAAUGAAUCAUGGUGGAAUAAACAUGAUAAUGAUGUACGUAUUUCGGAUCGUCUUGAUGAAAUUGAUAAAUGGCGUAAAACACUUGAAUAUACAAUUCAAGAUAUUGAUCGUGAAAUUCAAGCUAUUCAAACAACUAAACAACAAUGCGAACGUUAUUUAGAACAUAUGCGAAGUCCAUUAGAUGUUGCAUUGGAAAAUCAUGUGACACGUGAUGGACGUAAGUAA
This is a messenger RNA of Adineta steineri, 441 nucleotides long. NCBI's taxonomy places the organism in Eukaryota, Metazoa, Rotifera, Eurotatoria, Adinetida, Adinetidae. The record is from the annotation of a GenBank genome assembly.